GGAAAAAAAAUAAGAGAGGAAAAGAAAGCAGCGCCUUCCUUCGUUCCUUUCAAAAGGCUUGUGAGCUGACAUUUUACCCUAAAACUGGCGAUUAUGUUGAUCCCCGCCCUCAGACCCCUUUUCCGCCUCCAACAAAUCUUGGUCGCCCUUUCAAGCAACACCCACAAAUACAACAGAGCCACCAACCUCGGCAACAGCACCAUCUAUGGAAACCCAUUUUUGAAAUUUCUCUCUACUCUCUCUCAACCCACAGACGCCCUCGCCGUCGGCACGAACCCCAACACAGACAAUUCCGAGGCCGUCGUCGCUCUCUUCAGCCGCUACGGCUUCUCCUCGGCCGACACCACCGCCGUCUUAAGCAAAAACCCCCGCCUCCUUUCCUCAAAGCCCGAGAAGACCCUCGAGCCCAAGCUAGCCUUCCUCUCCAAGAACGGCAUCAGAGGGGUCAAUCUCGCCCGCAUUUUAUCCAAAGACCCUCACGUCCUCAGCCGAAGCAUCGACCGUAGCAUCGCCCCCUGCAUUCGCCUCCUCAAGGGCUUCUUACGCGGCCGAAGCGGCGGCGGCGACGCCACCGGCACCGAGAUCGCCUACCACUUCUCGCUCCGCCACGGCACCCGGGUCCUGCAUCAGUUCUCGGAGGCAAUGGCGCCCAACAUCGAGACCUUGCAAUCCCACGGCGUUCCCCGGGAGAACAUUGAGAGAAUGCUAGCGAUCCGACCGAGGACCCUCGCCCGCGACGUUGCGGAGUUCGCGGAGAUUGUGAAGACGGCGAAGGAGAUUGGCCUCGACACCUCCUCCAUGGGGUUCAUCCGCGGCGUCGUCGCUCUCUCCGGGAUGAAGAAGGAGAAGUGGGAAUCGAAAAUCGAGGUUUUCAAGAGCCUGGGAUGGUCCGACGAGCAGGUUCGGGCGCUGAUCAUCAAGCAGCCGCGAACUAUGGACGGCUCCGCCGAGCGCCUGAGGAAGAGCUUGGAGUUUUUGAGCGAGGAAUUGGGUUGGGGUCCUGAUCAGAUUUUGAUAUACCCUGUUACGAUUAUGCUUAGCUUGGAGAAAAGGAUGGUGCCGAGAUAUACCGUGAUGAAGAAAUUGAUAGAGAAGGGCGUUUUCGACAAGAAGAGAUUGGGGAAGGUUUUUUAUAUGGCGGAGGACAAGUUUGUGAAGAAAUAUGUGGAGUUCUAUUCCAAAGACAUUCCUCAGCUUUUGGACUUGUACCAAAACAAGGUUCAAAGUUAAUGCAGUUGGGAAUUUUUGAGAUCCGACGGAGAUAAAAUUUGACUUACCGGUACGUUGAUGCCAAAGAAAGUCCCUUUUAAAAAUU
Messenger RNA from Morus notabilis, 1315 nucleotides. RefSeq lists its product as uncharacterized. The coding region runs from base 94 to 1230 and encodes 378 amino acids. The record is from RefSeq and is a predicted model, not a curated record. The transcript has 2 exons. NCBI's taxonomy places the organism in Eukaryota, Viridiplantae, Streptophyta, Magnoliopsida, Rosales, Moraceae. Gene Ontology annotation, biological process: chloroplast organization; regulation of DNA-templated transcription. Gene Ontology annotation, cellular component: chloroplast. Gene Ontology annotation, molecular function: double-stranded DNA binding.